Messenger RNA from Fibroporia radiculosa, 2154 nucleotides. RefSeq lists its product as uncharacterized. Gene Ontology annotation, cellular component: Pwp2p-containing subcomplex of 90S preribosome; small-subunit processome. Gene Ontology annotation, molecular function: protein binding; snoRNA binding. The transcript is spliced from 7 exons. The record is from RefSeq and is a predicted model, not a curated record. NCBI's taxonomy places the organism in Eukaryota, Fungi, Basidiomycota, Agaricomycetes, Polyporales, Fibroporiaceae. Gene Ontology annotation, biological process: maturation of SSU-rRNA from tricistronic rRNA transcript (SSU-rRNA, 5.8S rRNA, LSU-rRNA). The coding region runs from base 1 to 2154 and encodes 717 amino acids.
AUGGAGAGGGUACAGUUUCAGCAGGAGCAGAUGCUCGCUGAGCUCAAGGACCUCGUUGAAAAAGGCCUUUUCACUCAAAAAGAAGUGAAACACAUCGUGCAGAAGCGUACCGCAUUCGAAACCGCUCUCGUCCGUCGUGCCCCAAAGAAAGGUGAUUUCCUGCGCUACGCUGCAUACGAGAUGGGACUAGAAGCACUUCGCCGGAAGCGUGUUGAACGGCUCAAGCAUGACAAGCGGCCGCCUUCAAUCUCGGACUACGCUCUUGUUCGCAGACAAUUUCACAUCUUCGAACGCGCACUCAAGAAGUUCAAAAGUGAUGUUGGAUUAUGGAUACAAUACAUCCAGGUGGCGAAGAAGGAAGGCGCGCGCACGCUUGUUGGACGGAUCACCGCGCGUGCUCUACAACUGCAUCCGAAUGUGCCUGCGUUGUACAUCUUAGCCGCAUCGCAUGAGCUAGAGCAUCUAUCCCCAUCAGCCGCGCGCGCAUUGCUGCAGCGUGGCAUUCGGCUGAAUACCGAUAGCGUCGAGAUGUGGAAGGAGUACGUGAAAAUGGAGCUAGGAUUCGUGGAGAGCCUGAGGAGACGCUGGGAAGUCCUGGGCAUUGGCGAAGAAGCCAAACAGAAAGAGAAGACCGCUGAUACAGAAAUGAGCGACCAUAGAAAUGAAACCGUGGAUAAUGAAGGUGUAGAGAAGACGCAAUUUGAUGCCGACGAAUAUGACGAAAGCGAGGCGGCCAGGAAAGAUAUUAUGGAGGGCUUCAUCGUGAAGUCCGUGAUUUCCAGUGCUGUAAAAGCCCAGCCCAAGAUCGAACUCUUCACUUCAAUACGCGACUUACUAGCAACAUACCCUUGCCCACCCUCGUUGCGCGAAAAUUUAGUCAGCCAUCUUUUUUCUCUUCUACAGGUCACCCUCCCAUCGGAUCCUGCGGCUAUCAAGCUGGCGGCGACCAAAUCGUUGACCCUAGACCUUGAGGGUAGAGAUCUCGUGGAGGCCCUCACGCACGCCAACGAGCAGCUCGCUAAUGCGCUUCGUGACAAUAGUGAGGCAGAUGAGCGUCUUUCAGGCGUGUAUGCGCGAUUUGUCGAGGAAUGGUGCCAGAGAGAUAUCGAUAAUGACUUGAAAGGGUACCUUAUUACGUCCCUACAGCUGCUUACUCAGAGGAAAUCUGCCUCGCCUUCGCCAUCGCUCUUGGCCGCAAACAUCAUGCUUCUCGUUUCUUAUCAAGGCGCACUCCACACACACCUGCCACCUGCGUCCGACACACCCGAGAAAGUGCUCCGACUAGCUCGAAAGUAUACGAGCAAAGACAAAGCGCGCACGUCUGCGAAAGUAUGGCUUGCACGGCUUGAAGCGGAGAAGCGGUUCGCAACAUCAGAAGCCGUGCAGAACGCAUGGAGCGAAGCUCGCGAUGCGGUCGAGGGCGAUGACAUUGAACGCGUUUGGCUAUGGGGGCUUGAUCAUACGCACGCCAGCGAGAUUGACCAAAGCGAGUGCAAUGACGAGCCCACGGCGAUGCGGGUGCAACUUCUAGAGCGUAUCAGGGACGCAACAGCAUGGGGCACGGUGCAUGAGGCGUUACUGAUGCGGUACGCGGCGAGUACACACGCGGAACUGCUGGCCAGACUCGGACUCGAAGCGGACGUGGCAAAAACGUCGACAAAAGCCAGCGCGACGUCUGGAACCCGGGAGAGAAUGGAAGCGGACGAGGUAGCUGGGGCAGGGAAGCAGAGAGAGAAUCCGAGGAUGGUGCGAUCACCAUGGCUUGAAUCUGCAACAAGACCAAGGCUGUCUCACGCGCUGACAGAUGCGCGCGCUGCUCGGGUUCAUCACAUUGGGGUAGCUUAUCUACCAACUGCUAGGGUAUGGCAAGAGGUGUUUGCCCAGGAAGCAGAAGCUGCGGACAAGACGAUCAGGUGGGCGGGGCAAGACGAUAGCGGGAGAGUCUUGGAGAAGGUAUUCGUAUUGUGGAGAGGAAAGGAUGGAGUGAGUGCCACGUUUGCCUGGGCCAAGUGGUUGCUCGAUCAUGGGAAGGGUAAAGCAAGCAAAGAUGUGGUGAUGGGAGCGCGAAGCUGGCUGCCUCCGGAGGAUGCAAGGGAGGUGGAGCGGCGAUGGAAGAAAAAUAUGGACGAUGCCGCGGCAGAAUCUGACGCGUGA